This is a messenger RNA of Pogoniulus pusillus (Red-fronted tinkerbird), 2890 nucleotides long. RefSeq names its product chloride intracellular channel 4 (gene CLIC4). The record is from RefSeq and is a predicted model, not a curated record. The transcript has 6 exons. Lineage: Eukaryota; Metazoa; Chordata; Aves; Piciformes; Lybiidae. The coding region runs from base 76 to 837 and encodes 253 amino acids.
GGGGAGCGGCGAAGGGAGCGGAGCGGCGGCGCCGUCCCGGCUGCAGCGGCGGCAGAGGCGAGCGGGGGCUGAAGCAUGGCGCUGUCCGUGCCGGUUAACGGGCUGAAGGAGGGCGACAAGGAGCCCGUCAUUGAGCUUUUCGUUAAGGCUGGCAGCGAUGGGGAGAGCAUAGGGAACUGUCCCUUCUCACAGAGGCUCUUCAUGAUCCUGUGGCUGAAGGGAGUCGUGUUCAGUGUCACAACAGUGGACCUGAAGAGGAAACCAGCAGACCUCCAGAACCUGGCUCCAGGCACUCACCCACCCUUCAUCACCUACAACGGGGAGGUGAGGACAGACGUGAACAAGAUUGAAGAGUUCCUGGAGGAUGUUUUGGCUCCACCCAAGUACCUGAAGCUCUCACCAAAGCACCCCGAGUCCAACACUGCUGGCAUGGACAUCUUCGCCAAGUUCUCUGCUUUCAUCAAGAACUCUCGGCCAGAAGCUAAUGAAGCCUUGGAGCGUGGCCUCCUGAAGACCCUGCAGAAGCUGGACGAGUACCUGGACUGCCCCCUGCCGGACGAGAUCGACGAGAACAGCCUGGAGGACAUCCCAGUCUCCACACGCAAGUUCCUGGACGGCAACGAGAUGACAUUAGCGGACUGCAACCUGCUGCCCAAGCUGCACAUUGUCAAGGUGGUGGCCAAAAAAUAUCGCAACUUCGAGAUCCCCAAGGAGAUGAAAGGCAUCUGGAGAUACCUGACCAAUGCUUACAGCAGGGAUGAGUUCACCAACACCUGUCCUGGAGACAAAGAGAUUGAAAUAGCUUACAGUGAUGUAGCCAAGAGACUCACCAAGUAGAGCAGCCCUGGCAGGAGGGAGCUGACUUCUCGCCCUGUCCCCUAACGCCGCUUCUAACAGACUGCUCCCUGCUGUGGCUCUGGGUUUCAUCUAAAAGUAGCAGGUUUGGGUUGGGGUUUUUGUUUUUGUCUUUCUUGCAUGAAGUUGCAGUUAUUCACAGCACUGGUGGACAGACCAGGUACAGUCAUCACCUAAGGUUUGCAAGUGACAGCCCCUGGGGGUUUGGGUCCUGGCUGGGGCUGGGGGGGGAGUUUGCUUUGUGGUGGUUUUUGUCCUUGUCUCCUUUCAGAGGGAGUUCUGAGCUGUGCAGUUAGCUUCAUACUGCCCUGGGGCUGACUCUGGAUUCUUCACCUGGCAAAGGUUUGGGCUCUGAGUGGGGUUGAGGACAUUGUCUUGCUCUAUGGUACAAGGAAUAUUUAUGUAUUUUGGAGUUUAUUGCUUUUUCCACCACCUCCCCCCCAGCCCCCUCCAGAUGUAUCCCCAGUUGUCAUCCCCCUCUGCCACAGCUGGACUGUACCUGCUCAUCUGUCCUGGUGACUUAGAAAAGGGAACUUAGCAUCCAAAAGAGCCAUUUGCAAAAGCUGUGGCAGGGCUCUGGAAGCAAAUUCCUCUGGGGCUUGGAACAGCAGCAAGGGCUGAGAAUGACCUCAGGUGUGAAAGUUGGAGCUGAGUGAGCUCAGACAGCAGAGGAGCUGGAGAGCCCUAGCAGGGAGCUGACAGCUCAGAGCUGGUCUGUAGUUGGGAAUGACCUCCAACAGCAGGAAUGGCCUCAAAGAGCAGGGAAGUCUGACUCCAGGCUUGAAGUCUGAGAGCUCUAGCAGGGAGCUGACAGUUCAGAGUUGGACUUCAGUUGGGAAUGAUCUCAGACAGGGAAGUUUGAGCACUCUAGCAGGAAGCUGACAGCCCAGAGGUAGCCUUCAGUUGGUAGUGGCUCAAACACCAGGGCAGUUUGACUCUAGAGCUUGAAGUUUGAGCACUCUAGCAGGGAGCUGACAGCUCAGAGCAGUCUUCAGUUAGGAAUGGCCUCAGACAGCAGGGGAGUUUGGCUCCAGGCUGGAGCACUCUAGCAGGAAGCUGACAGCCCAGAGGUAGCCUUCAGUUGUGUCUUGAAGAGCUGGGUGAGGUGAAACCUCCACUGCCAAGGAAAUGGGCAGCCUGCCUCUGCCCUGAGGUCAGGCUUGCUGUCAGGAUGCCCCCUGCCAUCACCAGCAGAGUUGCUGUGGUGGCCUUGCAAGUGGCUUUCUUUUGGGUAGCUUUUGUGUAGCCUUUGCUUUGUGUAGGUCUGGUGAUCCUUACUGACACAAAGAAGAACCCCAACCCUCUGUGCUGGCCUGAGCAAAGUGCACACCAGCAGGAGUGCCCUAGCUGGGGGCCAGCUGCUGGAGGCUGAGGAGCAGCAGUGCAGUGAUUGCAGUGGUGCAGGACUCCACACUCAGAGCCUUGCUGGGAACGAGUUGGAAGUGAAGGAAGCUCAAGUGGCCUUUUCAAAGACAACAUUUGCCUUAAAUCCCAGUAUGCAGUGACUGUGUAGAGGGAUUUUAUCCUCUGGGGGUGGGGGGGUUGUUUCCCUGAAAAGUAAAACCUCUCUUCAUGACUCUUGGUCAAGAAAAGCUGUGUGGAAACCCAACCCUUUGCUGCUGGAUUGAACCCUCCAGCUGCUUGUCUGUGCAACCUGCACCUCCAGAACCAUUGCACUGCUCUCCCAGACCCUCUCUGGGGUGGGGGUGGUUUGGGUCUCCUUUUUAACAGCAACACUGAGGGAAUAGCACUGCUUUUAUUUUUAAAAGGAAGAGGAAAAAGAUAAGAGGGGGGAAAAAAAAAGUCAAUUUUCAACUCUUUCUAAACCAGGGAAUAGGAAAUUUUUUGGGGGUGGGGGUGUGGGGAGGGAGCUUUUGUGGUUUUUUUCCCCUUGUUUCAGAUUACUGCAUGAAAGAAACCCUUAGGUGAUUGUUUUUUUACAAGACCAUCAUAAACCAACUCCAAAGAAUGCUUCUCUCUAUGCCUGUUAUUAUUAUUUUGUUGUUUGUAAAGAUACUUUUAUAUAUUUAACUGA